This is a messenger RNA of Aspergillus terreus NIH2624, 534 nucleotides long. RefSeq lists its product as uncharacterized. The record is from RefSeq and is a predicted model, not a curated record. The transcript is spliced from 2 exons. NCBI's taxonomy places the organism in Eukaryota, Fungi, Ascomycota, Eurotiomycetes, Eurotiales, Aspergillaceae. Bases 1 to 534 code for a protein of 177 amino acids.
AUGCAGUACAAGAGCCUUUCCUUCCUACUUUUGGCCGCCACGGCCGUGGCUGACCUGGACAGCCUUGCCACUCAGACCGACCUCGCGGACCUGACCUCUCUCGCGGGCCUGACUUCUGGACUCACCGUUCCUACCAUGAACAUUCCCACUCCUCCUCCUUCCAUCGUCUCGGUGCUCGUGACCGCCGUCCCACCCUCGUUCUACUCGUCUUUGGAAGAUCCCGCCUCCCGGUCUGCGUUGUUCCACUCCAUCCAGGACGGUGACUACCCGCAGUGGUACAAGGACCUUCCCGGCAGCGUCAAGUCCUGGCUCUCCACCGCCUAUGCUACCGGUGCUGCUGCCACCGCUGCCCAUGCUGAUGCCACCACUACCGGCGGCUCGUCUUCGCCCACUGGCAGCUCUGGCUCUGGCUCUGGCUCUGGCUCUGGUGCUGCGGGCUCUUCCACCUCUGAGGGUCUGGCGGCCCCUACCGGUGCUGUGGCUAUGAGUCUGAUGGGAGCUGCUGGUGUUCUUGGCCUUGCUAUUGCUCUGUAG